This is a messenger RNA of Salvelinus namaycush (lake trout), 1530 nucleotides long. Its product is annotated as myosin light chain kinase family member 4-like. Gene Ontology annotation, biological process: intracellular signal transduction; protein phosphorylation; positive regulation of apoptotic process. Bases 1 to 1530 code for a protein of 509 amino acids. NCBI's taxonomy places the organism in Eukaryota, Metazoa, Chordata, Actinopteri, Salmoniformes, Salmonidae. Gene Ontology annotation, cellular component: cytoplasm; nucleus. The record is from RefSeq and is a predicted model, not a curated record. The transcript is spliced from 12 exons. Gene Ontology annotation, molecular function: ATP binding; protein serine/threonine kinase activity.
AUGAGGGAUGGAAAGGACAAGGUCAAACUCAGCCUGAAAGGCCUGAAAGCCCAGAAGAAGAAGAAGCCUCCACAUGCAUCAGACUCUGUAGAGGCCCUUCUUCUAGACCAGGUGGAGAAGCUCAACAGGCAGAAUGCUGAACUUUCCCAUGGUAACGGGGUGGUUCUGGACAUGCUCCGCGCCCCCGUCGUCCAACCAGAGGACCUGGAGGAUCUAGAGGGGGAGGAGGAGAAGAGGAGAACCCCUGAACGGGAGGAAGAGCAGAGGGCCAGGGAGGAAGAGGAGGUGGAUAUAUUUGGUGAAUCUGAGCCCGAGGAAGAGGAGGGGAGGGAGGAACAAGUUGGAGAGGAAGAGGUGGAGAAGAGAAGGGAAGGAGGGGAAGAAGAGUCAUCAUUGUCACUAGAACCUCUAGAAAGCUCUGAGGAGUUAGGUGAAGUGGCCGUCAGCAGUAAAAACUGUGUCACAGAGGAGGACCUACUGAAAGAUUACCUGAAAAAGAGCAGAGUGGAGGAGAUGAAAGAGGAGGAUGAAGAGGGAGGAGUACCUGAGGGGGUAGAGCCUCAGGCUGCCCAAUCAAAGGCAGAGAAGAUGAAGGAGGAAGAAGUGGUGGAUGAUGGACAGCCAGAAGAGUACAUCAUUGACUUUACCCCUCCGCCAGCAGCCCCCUUUGACCACCGCAUUGUGACUCCAAAACCUCACCAGAUUGCUACCUUCUACGCCAUUAACAGAGACGAAGUCCUAGGAGGGGGACGUUUUGGACAAGUCCACAAAUGUGUGGAGAAUUCUUCUGGACUGACUCUGGCUGCCAAGAUGGUCAAGGCCAGGAGCCAGAAAGAAAAGGAUGUGGUGAAGAAUGAGAUCCAGGUGAUGAACCAGCUGAACCACGCUAACCUUAUUCAGCUCUACGCCGCCUUCGAAUCACGCCACGACAUCAUCCUCGUCAUGGAAUAUGUGGAUGGCGGGGAGCUGUUCGACCGGAUCAUAGAUGAGAACUACAAGCUGACAGAGCUGGACACAGUGCUGUUUAUCAGACAAAUCUGUGAGGGACUACAGUACAUGCACAGGAUGUACAUCCUGCAUCUAGACCUCAAGCCCGAGAAUAUUCUGUGUGUGAGCAGAGCCACAAACAAGAUCAAAAUUAUUGACUUCGGGCUCGCCAGGAGGUAUAAGCCCAGGGAAAAGCUGAGGGUGAACUUCGGAACGCCUGAGUUCCUGGCUCCGGAAGUCAUCAACUAUGAGUUUGUCUCAUUCCAUACGGACAUGUGGAGUCUGGGGGUCAUCACUUACAUGCUGCUGACAGGUCUGUCUCCGUUCCUGGGGGACGAUGACAAUGAGACUCUGAACAAUAUCCUGGCCUGUCAGUGGAACUUUGAGGAGGAGGAGUUUACAGACAUCUCUGAGGAAGCCAAAGACUUCAUCACACUUCUGCUGGUCAAGAGCAAGAGUUGGAGGAUGAGUGCCUCACAGUCACUAAAACAUUCCUGGCUGUCGGAUCACAAUCUUCACUAUCGCCUGCAUCAGAAGAUCUAG